UCACCCUCACUACACGCAUUGGCUUGGCAUCCAGCAAGAACCUGCAUGCGCGGCGUUUGGUCGAAAACACUCCAGCUCCGCACGACUGCAAGCGACGAAUGCAACACUUAACGACUGCUGCCACUGCUGCUGCUGCUGCUGCUGCUGGUGCUGCUUGAAGCGGCACUUUACCACUUGCUAACAUGGCCGCAAGGUCCGCAUCCCAAACGAAGUCAAGACCGCUUCUGCACAAUCCUAUGGAUGACUUCAAAGCUAUCCUCACCAGCGAGUCAGCGCCAGAGUACCUCAAGUGGCUUCAGGAACAUGACCCAAUCCUUCACGACUACAUCGACGCCAGAUCUCAUGCCUUCGACCGCUUGAACGACACGGUGUCGCGUACUAGCAAAGCCUACGUUGAGACCGCGACAGGCGUCAAACAGCCCUUCCAUCUACCCGAAAGCUAUUUACGCAUCGUGGCGCAGAUCCUUUGGGAAGAAUACAAGAAUGGCAGACUCCCCUGUCUUGACCACGAUGGACCACCUUCAGAUGCCGAGGUGAAAGUCAUGCACACUGCCGUGGCCUUUGUGACGAAGCAAUACAUCGCCGACCUUGGUUUGCCGCUACCGACAGAGAUUAAACGGACAUAUCGCCUUGAGAAGUCGAGUCCGCUGAGCGUGAUAAGCGAGAAAGGGAACCCUACGGACGACUCAAAGGGUGCCACAGGUCAUGGCAGGAAGCGGAGGGUGAAGCGAGGCGCAGAAGGGAAGUCUGGCGCACACACCAAGCGCAAAGUUCCGCCGACGUCCGACCCGGGUGACGGUGUUCUCGAAGCGGGUGCAGAUGGCGUGCUGAUGAUCACCGAAGAGUACGCAAGGGGCUACAUUGAGCGCGCAGCAAUGUGCCACAUACCGAUCUGAAGAUGUACUUGCUUAUAAGCGAAAGUCGGCCAUGUGCUGGGCUAGUGCCGUAACUGCCACAAAAGCGUCAUGUAGUGACGACAGUUGA
Molecule: messenger RNA, 984 nt
Organism: Baudoinia panamericana UAMH 10762
Lineage: Eukaryota; Fungi; Ascomycota; Dothideomycetes; Mycosphaerellales; Teratosphaeriaceae
Exons: 2
Coding region: 183-896 (237 amino acids)
Source: RefSeq, a predicted model, not a curated record